This is a messenger RNA of Symbiodinium natans, 1269 nucleotides long. NCBI's taxonomy places the organism in Eukaryota, Dinophyceae, Suessiales, Symbiodiniaceae. The record is from the annotation of a GenBank genome assembly.
AUGUCGGUAGCUGGGUUAAAGUACGACCCUGUACUUAGCCUUGACACCCCAGCAGAAACCAAGUCAGGAAGCUACAUUUACAGCGGCUCCGCAGCGUCCUUCCACGACUGGGAGUUUCGCACACGUGCCCGUGUAUCCCAGCAUCGUGAGAGGCAGCGUCGAGAGGUCUUGAAAGACCUCCGUUCUAGCCACCAACUCAGCCGUUCUGCAUCCCCACGAAAGUGGGUAGGUGGUGGCAUAAGAUCCCCGGACCGUCACACAGGUGAUGAGAGCAGUGGAAUGGCAGCCAGUCCUUCAAGUGCCCCAGGACGCCGGCGCGGCCGCCAGGCCGGUGCGGAGUCCAUGUCGUCAGGAGACGGUGGCGAAGAAGAGCAACAGCCACAAGAUUAUGAGGUUGAGGACGACGGGCAAGCUUCGGUUGAGACUGAGCCUGUUCCCACACUCGCUUCGGUCCGCGAUAGCGAUCUUGACAUGUCUGAUGCAGUUCAGAAGACGCUGGAAGGCCUCCGUGGCGACGCCUUUCUUAUCGCCCGAGACAUAGGUCUCGAGAGGUUGUUGAAGCACGACGGCAUUGAUCUUCUCAUUCAGAAGGUCAAAGACCAAGCAUUUCCCUUGCAGGGGAAAGAGGCAUCGGAAUUGUUCAGGCAAGGCCAGUUGCUGACAGGUCCCUUGUCCAAACAAUCAGGGGAGCCGAUGUUGUCUUACAUUUCCCGGCGAAAGCGCUGGUGGGUUACCCUAAGGGAAUUGGACCCAGAAGUCAGGUUGUCAGAGGCCACGCGCGCCAGUCUCCUUGUGGAACUGUCUGGUUUGUCGCGCCAAGAGCAGCUCAUGGUGCGCACCGCAGCACAAGCCGAGACAGUAGAUGAGUAUGCACGCGUAUUGAUCAAGCAUCAUAGUGUUGUGCAUAUGCGUGAACGCUUGCUCGUUGAGAAAGACAAGCCUGCCGCUAGAACAUGGUCCAAGCCCCGGUGGGAGAAUACCUCGUUUCAGCAGAAGCCUCGGUACGGUUACAUGACACAGGGUUUCAUGGAGGAUGACGAGUAUGAGUACCAGGAGCCAGAAAGUCAGGCCUAUGUAGCCGAGGAGCAUGAGGUCGAGGGAGACGAAGGCGAAUGGGUUGAUGACAGUGCAUUAGCCUUGGCUCUCAAUGCAUAUACAGCUAUGCAGACAGAGCUUGGAGGCGAGCCAGGCGAGGAGCACGCCGAAGCAUUGCAGCUGGCAUACGCAGCCCAAACCACACUGACAGGAAAGCCAAACUUGCCGAGCUGA